UGAGCUGCUCCUUCAACAUCUCCUUCUGGUGUUUCAGGACAUCAGCUGUUGAGAGCAACUACAGUAGCCAUGGAAGGUCUCUACAAGGAGCUUUCCUGCCCUGUGUGCCUGGAGCUGUUCACCCCUCCAGUGCUGGAGUUGCCUUGUUCUCACAACUACUGCAAACAGUGCAUCACAAAGACUCUCAUCUCUCAGAACUGCACACACGUCAACGGUCAGUUCUUCUGCCCGAUGUGUCGUAAGGUCACCUGCUUAAGGGGGAGAGGAAUCGAUGGGCUGAAAAGGAAUGUCUUUGCGGAAAAUGUCCUGGAGAAAAUCAAGGAACAUGGGAUACGCCAGGAGAAAAGGGAGACCAGGCUAAAGUCACAAAUCUGCAGCAUCCAUGAAGAGAGUAUCAACCUGAUGUGCCUGACAGAUGAAAAACCAAUAUGCAGCAUCUGCAAACUGUUUGGGGACCACCGCACACAUGAUGUUACCCGAUUGGCUGAGUUUUAUCAGGAGAAAAAAAAUAGUUUUUCCAAACAGAUGGACAGAUUGCUUUUCAAACAAGAAACAACAACAGAAGCCAUUCAGGAACUACAAAACAUACAGGAUGAUCUCAUUUUAAGCUCCAAGGACAUUAAGACAUUAAUAAGCACACUAGGGGAGAGCUUAGUGUGGGAGAUCCAAUACAAAAUAUGUACCUUAAAUAUGAUGGUAGACUCUGAGUGUUCAGUGAAGUGUAACAGGCUACAAAAAACUCUCCACGAGAUACAGCAGCCUCAUCGGUUGUACACAAAAAUGAAGAACCUUCUAGACAGCCAAGACAACCCUAUUGAAUUUCUGAAAGAGCAAAAAAUUCUCAAAGAGGAGGCAGAGCGGCUUUUGAAAGAUGAUAGGCUUCCACGGAGCCAAAAGAAGGAGGGCAUUUCUGUUGGAAAGUAUGUAGAGGAGCUGAUGAAAGGCCUAGAGAUAAAGGCGAUUGCAGUAUCAAAUAGGGAUAGCAUUCUAAGGAAGAUUGCUGAGGAAUACAACGCAUGGAGAUCAGGCUGUUCCAACGUCGACCCUACCUCCUAUGAUGGCUUAGAUCAGCUGAUCAACAACACCGUGUCACUUUCAUUAAUGGGCCCGGACGAGACCAGCAGCAGUCUGGACUGGGAAAUAAGCAGUUCCUCUGAGGAGAGUGAUGUCGCCGAAGAGGCCAACGAGGCCGAUAAGGACUAGGUAAUGCAGGCUUACAGGCAAUAAAUUAUACCUGAAGACCAUUGAGAAGAAAAAUUAACAUUUAGUUGGCAUGCGGCCUUAUUGUUUUUCUCAGGUGUCAAUGUCAAUUCACUUACAGCCUAGCUCGAAUUACCAAUGGCUAUUGUAACCAUUUUAUAAACUUAAAAUUAAAGAUAAUUUUUCUCAGCAAAA
Molecule: messenger RNA, 1395 nt
Organism: Lepisosteus oculatus (spotted gar)
Lineage: Eukaryota; Metazoa; Chordata; Actinopteri; Semionotiformes; Lepisosteidae
Product: tripartite motif-containing protein 54-like
Biological process (GO): protein ubiquitination
Cellular component (GO): cytoplasm
Molecular function (GO): zinc ion binding; ubiquitin protein ligase activity
Source: RefSeq, a predicted model, not a curated record